This is a messenger RNA of Melopsittacus undulatus (budgerigar), 2476 nucleotides long. RefSeq names its product SWI/SNF related BAF chromatin remodeling complex subunit D2 (gene SMARCD2). The record is from RefSeq and is a predicted model, not a curated record. Gene Ontology annotation, biological process: regulation of transcription by RNA polymerase II. Bases 76 to 1497 code for a protein of 473 amino acids. Gene Ontology annotation, molecular function: transcription coregulator activity. Gene Ontology annotation, cellular component: SWI/SNF complex; nucleus. The transcript is spliced from 13 exons. NCBI's taxonomy places the organism in Eukaryota, Metazoa, Chordata, Aves, Psittaciformes, Psittaculidae.
GGCCGCGGCUCCUUCCCCCUCAGCCCGCUGCCCCCCGCCGCCGCCCCGCCGCCCCCGGGGCCUGGCCCCGCCAUCAUGCGCGGCCCCAGCCCGGUUCCUGCCGCCGCCGCCCCCGGAUACCGGCCCAUGGGCCCGGCCGCCGCGCAGUACCAGCGCCCCGGAAUGCCGCCUGGCAGCAGGAUGCCCAUGGCAGGCCUGCAGGUGGGACCACCAGGAGCCCCCCCAUAUGGAGCAGCCUCCCCGAUGAGACCCGGCCUGCCACAGUCCAUGAUGGAUCCCUUCAGGAAGCGCCUGCUGACCCCCCAGGCACAGCCCCCGCUGGCCACCCAGAGGAGAGGGGUGAAGAGGAGGAAGAUGGCUGACAAGGUGCUGCCACAGAGGAUCCGGGAACUGGUCCCAGAAUCCCAGGCCUACAUGGACCUCCUCGCUUUCGAGCGCAAGCUGGACCAAACCAUCGCUCGGAAGAGGAUGGAGAUUCAGGAGGCCAUUAAGAAGCCGCUGACGCAAAAGCGGAAGCUGAGGAUUUACAUCUCCAACACUUUCACCCCAGCCAAAGAGGAAGGGGAAGGUGGGGAACGUGUGGCUUCCUGGGAGCUGCGUGUGGAGGGCAAACUGCUGGAGGAUCCGAGCAAGCAGAAGAGGAAGUUCUCCUCCUUUUUCAAGAGCCUCGUCAUAGAGCUGGACAAAGAGUUGUAUGGGCCAGACAACCAUCUGGUGGAGUGGCACCGGCUGCCCACAACCCAGGAGACCGACGGCUUCCAAGUGAAGCGUCCGGGCGAUGUCAAUGUGAAAUGCACUCUGCUGCUCAUGCUGGAUCACCAGCCUCCGCAGUACAAACUGGACCCUCGCCUGGCUCGCCUGCUUGGGGUGCACACCCAGACCCGCGCCAGCAUCAUGCAGGCCCUGUGGCUCUACAUCAAGCACAACAAGCUGCAGGACAGCCACGAGAAGGAGUACAUCAACUGCAACCGCUACUUCCGCCAGAUCUUCAACUGCAUCCGCAUGCGCUUCUCUGAGAUCCCCAUGAAGCUGGCAGGGCUCCUGCAGCACCCAGAUCCCAUCAUCAUCAACCACACCAUCAGCGUGGACCCCAAUGACCAGAAGAAGACCGCGUGCUACGACAUUGAUGUGGAGGUGGAUGAUCCCCUGAAGGCUCAGAUGAGCAACUUCCUGGCUUCCACCACCAACCAGCAGGAGAUCGCCUCGCUGGAUGCCAAGAUCCAUGAGACCAUCGAAUCCAUCAACCAGCUGAAGACACAGCGCGAUUUCAUGCUGAGCUUCAGCAACAACCCCCAGGAUUUCAUCCAGGAAUGGAUCAAAUCCCAGAGGAGGGAUCUCAAGAUCAUUACAGAUGUGAUCGGGAACCCCGAGGAGGAGCGAAGAGCCGAGUUCUACCAGCAGCCCUGGGCGCAGGAGGCUGUGGGCAGACACAUCUUUGCUAAGGUCCAGCAGCGUCGGCAGGAACUGGAACAAGUGCUCGGGAUCCGCCUCACCUAAAGGGGCCAGCGGGGGCUCGGGAGCUCCUCCUCUCGCUGCUGCCUGAGCCUGAUGGUACUUACUGGAAUCAAACAGCACUUGCACAAACCCCAUGUGCCUGGAGGGACUCGGAGCCACCCCCGGGCUCCCCUCGAGAAGCUCUGGCCCCAGGCAGAGCACAGCAGAGGCUCCCCCGGUCCCCCCCCCUCCAAGUCCCACUGCAGCCCCCGUGCUGCGCUAAUGCUUCCCCGCAUCCCUCCUGCGCUCCUCGCUCCUCAGCUCCAGCCCAAAUCCCUCCUGGAGCUGCUGCCCAGCAGGGCCAAGCUGCCUGUGUGCACCAGGAGCUGCCUCCUGCUCUCCCUGAGCCCAGCUGCCAGCACGGCAGGCCCGGCCCUGCCCCUCUGCAACCAAAGUCGUGUCAUUCCAAACGCCAGCCCCCCUUCUCCUGACGUUUUGCACUAUUUUUGUGAGCAGGUUUUAUAAAACAAUAGAUAAAAAAAGCGUUUUGUACAGUGGGUUUGUAUUUGAUUAAUAUAUUGAGUUCCUCUUCCUGCACCCAUGGCCCCAAUCUAUGCAGUGGGGGGGGAGCUCAGGGCUGGCUCGGCCCAAACUGCUCUUUUUUAGACGGAACCAAGGGUUUUUUAGGGGAAGUUUUUGACAAUCAGUUGAUUUAUAGAACGAGUGACUCGGCCCCAGUGAUCCCGCACUGCAGGGGGGGCAGGAGGGGUGGCUCUGUCCCCAGCAGCCUGCAGCCAGUGGGACCCCCAGGGCUACGGAGGGAACUGGAGAUGCUGGGGAGUGAGGGGACCAAGUGGGGCAGAGGGGACAGUGCCACCGAAGUGCCUUAACUCCCCCCCCAGCCCAGGCUGGAGCGGCUCUGCCUCCUGCGGGGGGGCAGGCAGAGGGGGGUGGGUUUACACGGCUCAGGGGUGCCUGCUCUGCCUCUUGUGUAACCAGUUUUUGUCUUAUUUUGGAUGUUUUCUAAUAAAAGCAGUUAGCA